This is a messenger RNA of Alexandromys fortis (reed vole), 2023 nucleotides long. It is a transcript of the gene Optc, whose product is annotated as opticin. The record is from RefSeq and is a predicted model, not a curated record. Gene Ontology annotation, molecular function: protein binding. Gene Ontology annotation, biological process: bone development; articular cartilage development; collagen fibril organization. Lineage: Eukaryota; Metazoa; Chordata; Mammalia; Rodentia; Cricetidae. Gene Ontology annotation, cellular component: extracellular matrix.
GUGUGUGUGUGUGUGUGUGUACAACGAAUUCCUGUUCAUUAAGUGAAGAAUUCAGAUUAGGGACCCCUGGGGAAAAAGGAAAGGAAACAGCAGGACAUCUCAAAGAAUGGGAAAUCUACUUAGACACAUGACUCCCUGGGCCAACUGCUUGUCCUCCCCCUGGCCAAUAGAUGAGGACGUGUCUAGUUGUUCCCUAGUCAGACAGACAGUCAUCCUCUCCAUCAGAGCCUUUAUCUCCCUGAAAGCUGCAGGGCCAGACACACCCGAAAGCAUCUAAAAGGAUGGACAUCAGUGGGAUUCAGCCAUUCCCGCUCCUUUCUCCCCAGAACCCCAUGAGGCUCCUGGCUUUCCUGAGUCUGCUGGCCCUGGUGCUGCAUGAGGCAGGGACAGCUUCUCUCCCAGGGGAGAGGAAGAGAGAAGAGCAGAGCCCCGAGGAAGGUGACACCUACGCAUUUCCACACAUGGGGAACUAUGCCCUGAGCCUGGAGGACUACAGUGACGUCAUUGACCUGAGCAGCUAUGAGGAGCCAGCUGACUAUGGGGACCAGACCCCUGAGGCUAAAGUGGACAGCCUGACUCUCCCAACAAGAACCAGUCUCUCCCAGAGCACUGUGGCUCCAAACUCCACCAUGACCAAGCCUACCACCACUGGCCUACUGACCUCCCAGAGCAGUCAUGGCCUGCCUACCUGCCUGGUCUGUGUGUGCCUUGGCUCUUCCGUGUACUGUGAUGAUGCAGACCUCAAGACCAUUCCUCCCCUUCCCCAGAUGACCACCUACCUGUACGCCCGCUUCAAUCACAUCAGCCACAUCCAGGCCGGAGACUUCAAAGGGCUGACAAAACUGAAGAGGAUUGAUCUCUCCAGCAACUCCAUCUCCUCCAUCCACAACGACGCCUUCUGCCUGCUGCCUGCCCUGCAGGAUCUCAUCCUCUCAGAGAACCAGCUGGCAGCUCUGCCUGUGCUGCCCAGCAGCAUCGAGUUCCUGGAUGUCCGCCUGAAUCGGCUGCAGAGCUCGGGGAUACAGCCUGAGGCCUUCGUGGCACUGGAGAAGCUUCAGUUUCUCUACCUGGCAGACAACCUGCUGGAUUCCAUCCCUGGGCCUUUGCCCCUGAGCCUGCGCUCCCUGCACCUGCAGAACAACAUGAUCGAGACCAUGGAAAGAGACACCUUCUGUGACCCCAGGGAACACAGCCCCGAGCGACGGCAACUGGAAGACAUCCGCCUGGACAGGAACCCGAUCAAUCUAAGCCUUUUCCCCGAGGCCUAUUUCUGCCUGCCAAGGCUCCCUGUGGGCCGCUUCACCUAGAUGCCAACGGCCAUCUCUUCCCAGGUGCAGUGCUCAUGGGCUCACUGAUAGAGCGCUAGAUUCCUGCAGCUAAAUGGUGGUCUGUAGCCCAAGUGUUGGGCAGCCUGUGAGCCGCAGUCGCAAAAUUUCACAGAGAGAGAGAGAGAGAGAGAGAGAGAGAGAGAGAGAGAGAGAGAGAGAGAGCCUCCUCCAGCCACCGAGUUUGCUUUUCUCCCUCCUCUUUCCUUACACCUUAUGGCUCCUCACUCGGAGAAGAGCUGCAGCAGAGAUCUUUCCCAUCUUCUCCAUCCGUGUCUUCCCACAGAAUUCCAGGAGAGCCAUGAAAGAAAGAGGAAGAAGAGGAGGCGCCAGAGGGACAGAAGCAGGCUAGGAGGGGAGGGUGGGAGAGAGGAAACACCGGUGUGCUGGAGUCUCGUCUUCACUGACGGGUAGGCCGACAAGACUGAUAAUUACGUUUCCCAGAAUUUUGCAGUUCAGUUGUCAAACACAGCCAUUAUGAAAAAUUAAAUUAUAUAACCUCACAGUAAAGUAUAUUAUGCUGAAAAUGACUGGAAUGAACACUCAAAAUUUGCCAGCUCCCAAUGAGUUUACCCUGCCUUGUGUCCCUGGUAGCUUUGUGGUAGACAUUCCAGGCAACGGAGUGCUAUAGGGCAGCCUUCCCGACUCAUUGGUGACAUUGUGUUGGCAGUUUGAAACCCGCCAUAGUGGGAGAUUUA